AUGGUAAAAAAAUCGCUGGAACAGAUCCAACAAGAAGCUAGAGAGUCUGUUCCGUAUCUUGGGAGUGACGAGGAUGCUUCGAAUUUAAAAAAUGCCAAUUUUCCCCCAGAACGCGCGAGUAGCAUAGCUGCUAGUGCGCAGCCAGAAGUCAAGCCGUGGGUACAUUUCGUGGCGGGCGGUGCUGGUGGAAUGGCCGGAGCAAUUGUUACAUGCCCAUUUGAUGUAGUGAAGACCCGGCUGCAAAGCGACGUCUUUCAAAAUGUGUACAAGUUUACCUCUGUGAGCCCCAACAAUUCCUCGAAUUUUAUAGCGAGUGGAGCUCGGCAUUUCAGAGAAACUUUUGGCAUCAUUUCUAAUGUUUACAGACAGGAAGGAUUUAGGAGUUUGUUUAAAGGUCUAGGGCCAAAUCUCGUUGGUGUCAUUCCUGCCAGAAGUAUAAACUUCUUCACCUACGGAACCACUAAGCAAAUUUACUCUCGGGCAUUUAAUAAUGGAGAGGAAGCUCCAUGGAUUCACCUCAUAUCUGCAGCGACGGCUGGUUGGGCAACCUCCACUGCAACGAACCCUAUUUGGCUGAUUAAGACCAGACUACAAUUAGACAAAGCGGGACAAACUAAACAAUACAAAGGUUCGUGGGAUUGUUUAAGACAUAUUUUACAAAGGGAAGGUUUCUUUGGUCUCUAUAAAGGUCUGAGUGCAUCUUAUUUGGGAUCUGUCGAAGGGAUUCUUCAGUGGCUACUGUAUGAACAAAUGAAACAAGUAAUCAAAAUGCGCUCCAUUGAAAAAUUUGGUCAUAUUAGUGAAGGGGAAAAGAGCAAGUCUGAAAAGAUCAAAGAAUGGUGUCAAAGAUCUGGUAGCGCGGGACUCGCAAAAUUUAUGGCUAGCAUAGUGACGUACCCUCAUGAAGUAGUCAGGACGAGACUAAGACAAGCACCUUUGGAGGAUGGGAAGCUCAAAUACACUGGCCUACUUCAAUCGUUUAGAGUCAUCAUAAAAGAAGAAGGACUAGUAUCCAUGUACAGUGGAUUGACACCACAUCUCCUAAGAACGGUACCCAACAGCAUCAUAAUGUUCGGUACUUGGGAACUUAUAAUCAAACUUCUUUCCAACGUUUAA
This is a messenger RNA of Lachancea nothofagi CBS 11611, 1116 nucleotides long. The record is from the annotation of a GenBank genome assembly. Lineage: Eukaryota; Fungi; Ascomycota; Saccharomycetes; Saccharomycetales; Saccharomycetaceae.